Pristis pectinata (smalltooth sawfish) is the source of this 4472-nucleotide messenger RNA. It is a transcript of the gene aldh18a1, whose product is annotated as aldehyde dehydrogenase 18 family, member A1. Gene Ontology annotation, cellular component: mitochondrion; cytoplasm. Lineage: Eukaryota; Metazoa; Chordata; Chondrichthyes; Rhinopristiformes; Pristidae. The record is from RefSeq and is a predicted model, not a curated record. The transcript is spliced from 18 exons. Bases 778 to 2826 code for a protein of 682 amino acids. Gene Ontology annotation, molecular function: ATP binding; glutamate 5-kinase activity; glutamate-5-semialdehyde dehydrogenase (NADP+) activity.
CGGAAACUUCCGCGGAACCGGGAACGGAGCGUAACUGUGUUGCACCAGGCUCAUCAUGCUGCUGAAAGCCGGCCUCAGUCCUCUGCUCCGCACUGCCGCCACCUACACUGCCUCACCCCGGACGGGCUGCUGGCUGACGAAAUGUGAGCGAGAAGUGUUGGUGUGGUCAUUCUGGUGGGAUGUGGACACUGCUGGUCUCGAUGCACCCCACCCCACUGAGGGUGAAGGGCUCUCCCAUGCACCUUGGGAGAUGUGAAUAACUGGGUCGUGUGGUCUCAAACUGUUUAUAAAUUCUCUGCCGUUUCAGGCACUGCCCUGGUUCUCUGGCUGUCUCUGCAGUUGUGCUGUUUACCCCAGGGAUUGUGGGUAUGAAGAACAAACUAGAUUCAUGGAAAUAACUGAACAAACCUGUGAGGCAGGUUCGAAUCCCUCCCAGGGACCUUGCUUCCGAUCUGCCAGGUGACUGGGCUCCAGUGCCCCACUGCUGCAUCAGUGGCCAGGGCUGCAGUUACCCCCACCCCUAACUGGCCUUGAGGUGGAGGUCUCCCCAGUUACGGAUCAAUUCCCGCUGUUGCCCGACACUGGAGCAACCUCCCGUUCCACAGCCGGACUCCGGAGAAGCCCUUUGCCCACCGCAGCGAGCUGAAGCAAGCUAAACGCAUCGUGGUGAAGCUGGGCAGCGCCGUGGUAACCCGGGGCGAUGAGUGCGGCCUGGCCCUUGGACGCUUGGCUUCCAUCGUUGAGCAGGUGUCGGUGCUGCAGAACCAGGGGCGGGAGAUGCUGAUCGUCACCAGUGGCGCGGUGGCCUUCGGGAAGCAGCGGCUGCGUCACGAGAUCCUGUUGUCCCAGAGCGUGCGGCAGGCUCUGCACUCAGGGCAGAACCAGCUGAAGGACAUGACAGUCCCCGUGUUGGAAGCCCGCGCCUGCGCGGCUGCGGGUCAGAGCGGUCUGAUGGCUCUGUACGAAGCGAUGUUCACACAGUACAGCAUCUGCGCUGCUCAGAUCCUGGUGACCAACCUGGACUUCCACGACGAGCAGAAGCGCCGGAACCUGAGCAGCACCCUACACGAACUCCUGCGCAUGAACAUCGUCCCUAUCAUCAACACCAACGACGCCGUGGUGCCCCCCCCGGAACCCAACAGUGACCUGCAGGGGCAGAUGAUCAGCAUCAAGGAUAACGACAGUCUAGCAGCACGGCUCGCCGUGGAGAUGAAGGCCGACCUCCUGAUUGUCCUUUCCGAUGUGGAGGGCCUUUAUGACUGCCCACCGGGGCUGGACGAUGCAAAGCUGAUCGACACUUUCUACCCCGGAGACCAGCAGUCCAUCACGUUUGGGACCAAGUCCAGAGUGGGUCUCGGAGGCAUGGAGGCCAAGGUGAAGGCAGCCCUUUGGGCUCUGCAGGGAGGGACCUCGGUGGUGAUCGCCAGUGGGACCCACCCGAGGGUGACGGGUCAUGUGAUCACAGAUAUAGUGGAGGGCAAAAAGAUUGGAACUUUCUUCUCAGAGGUGAAGCCCGCAGGGCCCACCGUGGAGCAGCAGGCAGAGAUGGCGCGGGCGGACGGGAGGCUGAUGUCUUCGUUACUGCCACAGCAGAGGGCCGACAUCAUCCACCGACUGGCCGACCUGCUGACGGACCAUCGCGACGAGAUCCUGAGCGCAAAUCGCAGAGACAUGGAGAAGGCGGAGGCUACAGGCCUCUCCCAGCCGCUGCUGAAGCGACUCUCGCUCACCACAGCCCGGUUGAACAGUCUGGCCAUCGGGCUGCGUCAGAUCGCGGGGUCGGCACAGGACAGCGUGGGCCGGCUGAUCCGCCGGACGCGGGUGGCCAACGGGCUGGACCUGGAGCAGGUCACCGUCCCCAUCGGGGUUCUCCUGGUCAUCUUUGAAUCCCGGCCUGACUGCCUGCCCCAGGUGUCAGCACUGGCUAUCGCGAGUGGCAAUGGCCUCUUACUGAAAGGGGGCAAGGAAGCAACGCACAGCAACCACGUUCUGCACCGCCUGACCCAGGAGGCACUAUCGGCUCAUGGGGUCAGGGACGCUGUCCAGCUGGUCAGCACGCGGGAGGAGGUGGAGGACCUGUGUCGGCUGGACAAGCUCAUCGAUCUGAUCAUUCCUCGUGGCUCCUCCCAGUUGGUGCGUGACAUCCAGAAAGCGUCGAAAGGAAUCCCGGUACUCGGCCACAGUGAGGGAAUCUGUCACGUCUUCUUGGAUUCCGAUGCCAAUCUAGAUAAGGCCGUCAAGAUUGUCCGCGAUUCCAAGUGUGACUACCCUGCAGCCUGCAAUGCUCUGGAGACGCUGCUGGUUCACAGGGACCACCUGAGGACCCCCUUCUUUGACCAGAUAAUCGAUAUGCUGAGAAUGGAACAGGUGAAGAUCCACGCUGGGCCCAGGUUUGCUUCCUACCUGACCUUCAGUCCCUCCGAGGUGAAGUCCCUGCGCACGGAGUAUGGGGACCUGGAGUGCUGCAUUGAGGUGGUGGACAGCGUGCAGGAGGCCAUCGCACACAUCCACAAGUACGGCAGCUCCCACACCGACGUCAUCGUGACCGAGAAUGAGGAGACGGCAGAGUACUUCAUGCAGCACGUGGACAGCGCCUGUGUCUUCUGGAACGCCAGCAGCCGGUUCUCCGAUGGGUAUCGCUUUGGACUGGGUGCAGAGGUCGGGAUCAGCACAGCACGGAUCCAUGCCCGCGGGCCUGUGGGUUUGGAGGGUUUGCUCACCACCAAGUGGUUACUCCGUGGGGAGGGGCAGGGCGUGUGUGACUUCGCAGAGCAUGGGAACAUGAGCUACAUCCACGAGCACCUCCCCGUCCCCCACCAAGUGUAGGAUCAGAGACAGGCGACGAGCUAUGGCUCGGCCAGGCAGGAUCACAGCCAGCCCACCAGCUCCACACACAACGUACACCCCACCGUCUGGGUCUGACUGUUGGCCAACACAGGUGAACUGAGCAUCAGGUGCCCCGUGCUUGGGUGAUGGGUCUCCACACACCUCGUCUGGUCUCCUGGAGACCCAUCAGCGAGGUGCUCCCUCCUGCCCCUCAACAGUCCGCCCUCUGCCUACCUGCUGACUGCUGUCUGACCGAGGGGGAGGUUGUUGAGUGAUAAAUCAGUCAUGGUCAGGCUUCAGCCACCAGCAAUGCCACCGGGUAAAGUCCCCCAAGGAUCACAGCUUCACACAAGGGCAAAGGGAUUGGCAUUAAAGAGGAGAGCACCACUGACAUCAUCUGUGCACUGCGAGUCGUGGCACACCUUCCAAAACACAGCAAUCUGCCCCUCCUGGUUGUUCGACACCAAGGGAGUUUGAAAUUCCUGAUGGGCUGGGGCUGUGAUGGGACUGAGCUGGGCUCUGCCAAUGUGAAGGAUCCCAGUCCCGACAGGUGAAGGAAGAAGACGUACCCCAACCUGGAGCAGGAGGCUGUGAUCUGGGGAUUAGGUGCCAGCCCAUCCACUGAGGGCACAGUGCUGACCCACCACAGUGUGGGUAUCCAGAGGGUUCAGGGAUCACGAUCCCUCUGUGAAUCUCAGCACGGUGCCAGUACAAUGCUUGAUACGCACAUCUUUGUCUCAUGGGUUUGAGGAAAGUCUUGCUGCAGCUGGAGAGGAUUGGCUGAGACUGCUCCUGAUGUUGGUGCACAGCUUCAGUUUCUGAGUCUUGGGGUGGGCACAGUGGGAGGUUUGCUGGAUUCAGACCAGUGGGUUGUCCUGUGAUGGAGGAUAGUGGAGUUUGGAAGAAUGAGUGGUGAUCAUUUAAAUAUCUGAAGUGUUUAGCAGCUUGGUAGACAGACAGUUUAGGAACAUUAGAACAGGGAGCAGAAGUCGGACUGCUACAUCAUUCAAGGUCAAACAGAGAAUGCAGCCACAGCUCAGCAGGUCGGGCAGCUCCUGUGGAGAAAGGAACAGUUCCUGGGGGAGUUCUUCCAGCAACUUGUUUUUCGCUGGAGCACAAAAAUAUUUGGUUGUGUUGGACAGCUGGGUGAGACCUCGGCACAUCUGGGGUGCUGGUGCUAGCUGGAUCCUGCAUAAUCCACAGGAAUGAACUUCCUCUAACGGGACCCAUGUGUAAGGGGACAGGAUCAGUCCUUCAGCAGUAUCCCCUGUCUCCUCACACAAGCCUAACAGUCAGGUCCCUGGAACAUCUUGGACCUGAAUUGGGUGGAAUGGCUGCAGUUUGUGAGUCUUCUUCCAUUUUGGAGAAUUACAUUUCUCUGCUGGACCUGGGGUAUGCAGAUACAACAGCACAUGGAGACGGGUGUCUUCUCUGUGAGAGCUCCCUGUACCUCAGCCUUCCCCAGAGAAUGGAAGAGCCAACUCUGCCUUGAUCCCAGACAGUGGUUUUACACCUGCACCAACCCUGUGGGUCACCUACUGAUGCUGGUGGGUAGAUUUGUUGUGAUUUUUACUCUGUCUUGGUUGCAAUAACAGCAAAUAGUUUUAAAAUAUUUUGUAUUUGUCACAGAAUAAACUUUUUGCAGA